UAACAUGAUUCCACAAGGUACAGUUUCAAAGAUCUGGACCCUUCUUUUUUGCUUAAAUAUUCAGCCAGCUUAUUAUAGAGAAGCUCAAGGGACCAAAAAUGGUGCUGCACACAGUAGAGCUUUUGAAGAAAGAGAUACCAUUAGAGGAAGAAUCAGUAUGCAUACCUGAAGAUAUCACCACUGGCCUUGUUCUUGUGGACAUCAUCAAUGGCUUCUGCACCAUUGGAGCUGGAAAUCUGGCACCUAGAGAGCCAAAUAACCAGAUACUGGAAAUGAUCAAUGAAUCAGAAAAGCUGUCCAGAGUGUUUUGUGACCAGAAAUGGCCGGUUCUUGCAUUUCUAGAUACACAUCAACCUGGAAAGCUUGAGCACCCUUAUCCUUCUCACUGUCUUGCUGGCUCUCAUGAAUCCAAUUUGGUUCCUGCUCUAGAGUGGUUGGAGAAAGAGCCAAACGUAACCAUCAGGCGCAAGGACUGUUAUGAUGGAUAUAUAGGUUCCAUUGAAGAAGAUGGUUCAAAUGCCUUUGCAGACUGGGUGAAAACCAACAACAUCCAACUGUUAUUGGUGGCAGGAAUAUGCACGGACAUAUGUGUGCUGGAUUUUGUUUGCUCCACGUUAUCAGCAAGAAACCGUGGUUUCCUUGCACCGUUGCAAGAUGUAGUGGUGUAUUCCCAAGGCUGUGCCACCUUCGAUUUCCCAGCAGCAGCUGCAGGGGACACUAAAGAUGCCCUUGCUCAUCCCCAGGAAAUAAUGCACCAUAUGGGUCUUUACAUGGCUAAAGGAAGAGGAGCAAAAAUAGCAAAGAAUGUGUCGUUUGGUGCACUAAAGAAGUAACGGCAAACACCAUCAUGUGCUUCGCCAAGAAUAUAUGAUGUGUACGUUUACAAAUUGUCUGUAGAAAGCCAUGGUGUACUAGUUCUUAUCAUGUCUACUCAAAUAAUUAUGAAGUUUGCACUACCUGAGAUGACACCAGCAUUAGUCACUACCUGCUCUGUAUAUUUAAGAC
This is a messenger RNA of Cynara cardunculus var. scolymus (artichoke), 1005 nucleotides long. Its product is annotated as nicotinamidase 1-like. The record is from RefSeq and is a predicted model, not a curated record. Lineage: Eukaryota; Viridiplantae; Streptophyta; Magnoliopsida; Asterales; Asteraceae. Gene Ontology annotation, biological process: pyridine nucleotide salvage. Gene Ontology annotation, molecular function: nicotinamidase activity. Bases 99 to 833 code for a protein of 244 amino acids. The transcript has 5 exons.